AUGCUUAUUACUUGCCAGACUCUUGCGACCGUUACGCAGUCUGUGAACGAUGCAGAGGGCUUCGAUAACCUGUCCACGAGUCUUGCCGAGCAUGAUCAGCCUAGAAUCAGCGUUCGCGACAGGCUUCGUGUAUGGGAACAGGAGAACCAGGCAUCCGCUCACAGACUUCUAGACGACCUGCCUUUCAACGAAAGACUGGGGAACUUCCUUACGAGGCCACAGACUGUUCGCACGUUCACCGACGAGCACGACACUAGGCAAGCUAAGAACGACCUGUACGAUGGCGAUGUUCUGUCAGACCUCCGAGGCCAGACAUCCGCUCUCCUAGCCGGCGAUCUCGUGGAGACGCGCUUCGGUGGCAGCCGCUUGCCAGUCCUCGCCAUCUGCCUCGGUCGCCACCACGGCCUGCAGUAUUUUUACCUGAACACGGGCGAGGUGCUGGCCUACCAGAGUCUGGUUGCUCUCUUCACUGUCACCAACUAUGUCGACCCUGCCGUUCUACAGCCCAUUGUCGACCUGAUCCCAUCGGAGCCUUUUACCCGACCACGCAACGUUUUGCACCACGUGCGCACUGCGAAUGCUUUGAGAACGGCAGCCGACUUGCAGGGGAGAUUGACAAAGUUCUACGCAGAGGCCGUUCACUUCUACCAAUCUUCUCUGAAAUACAUGGAUGGUGCCAGCGAGCAUGUGGCUGACCCGAACAAGCGCACCUACUUAAGCCUAGAGGAACUCGCUGAUCGGAUGCUGCCCACAUUUCUCCGGGAGGGCAGCACGUUCUCGUCCCAUGUUCUGUAUGCCGUUCACCUUGCUCUGCAGCGUCACGGCUGGGGGUUUCGACCGCUGAACGCAAAGUGGCAUCGAAGGAACUACAUUUACGAGGUGCAGCCCGGCUCAGAUAUUGCCCUGUUGCAAUUGGUCGAGUCAAGGGUGCGCCGCCUUGUCGAUGGGGCGUAUCUACGGGACAACCCCGGACAGUCUGCCUCCCUUUUGAAGCAGAACGAUCUCGGACGGUUCAUCUUACGAGCGCGUGCCAUUGUCACCGCCAACCGGAGGAACAGGCCUUGGACCCCUCAUGGUAUGAUCGGUCCCAGCAGCCAGAUGGCGGAAGAUCUGCCCCAGUGGGAAGAAUCGGAUUUGAAGUACAUACGCUUCAUGGAGCUGUGGGCGUGCAGGAGGGUCAUUCCUCAAGCGUCUCAGAUUGAUAGUCUGGGAUCCUCGAUUCUUCGCCUGACCCAGCUAUACAGCGAAUCGGACUGGGUCGCCCACUGGACAGCCUUUACGUUUCUGCAAGAGAUCGGCUGGAUUCCGCCGUGGGAUAUUCCAGCCCGAUACGAAUACCGUUUCCCAGACACGGAGAUCAGUAGGGGCGGCAGCCUGAGUCGUCCAAGCGUCGACGUCGAGGCGUCAAUGAGGCCAGAUAUCGCUGCGGGCGCCCGCCGAGAUUGGGGCGAGACCAAGAUCUUCUGUGUCGACUCGGAUCAGACUGCAGAUGUCGAUGACGGCUUUUCCAUCGAGGCGACAGAUGUAGCUGGCGAGCACUGGAUUCACAUCCACAUCGCAGAUCCAGCAUCAGUCAUUGACCCAGCGUCACCACUGGCGUCCUAUAUCGAGUCCAUGCCCUCCAGUCUCUACCUUGCUGGCUACCCUGAGAAGAUGUUGCCGCCUGAGCUAGAGCAAAAGUUCUCGCUGAACCCCGGCAAGCCGGUCCUCACCUUUAGCGCCAAGGUGAACGAAGGGGGAGAAGUCCUAGGCUACAAUGUCGAGCCCGGGACUGUUCACAACGUGGUGCAUAUGACGAAACGUGAGGUCACGUCUAUCCUGCCUGGCCUUCAGUCUUUGGAGAGCGGUGGCGAUGCAGCCUUUUCUGUCGGAAAGGACCCCGGCCCUCGACCUCCCGUCAAGAAAAUCACGACGGCUGACGAGCUCACGGCGGAGGAUAGGGAUGACCUCCUCCUUCUCGACCGCCUUGGCGAAGCCCUCAAGGACCGCCGUGCCGCCAAAGGUCAGCUUCCCACGCUGCAGUCUAGGCUCCCUUCUCCAGAGGUGUCCUUCCGGCCCAUCUCUGCCAAGGAGCACGCCACAGACCCCAAUGCAUCCAUGGUCUGGAACGGCGACCCGUUCAUCAAAUUAUCGCACUCGAACUAUAGCCAGGCCGACCGUCUGGUCGAGCGCAUGAUGCACACCGCCGGCGAGGUCGCCGCCAAGUGGUGCCAGUCCCGCGACAUUCCAGCCCCGUACAGUACGCAGCCCGAAGCCCUCCGCAACGCAGGUGAGCUGAAACGCCUUCGCGAGGAGGUCGUCGACCCUCUGACGGCCGCCGGGAAACCCUUGCCCCCGGCCCUCCUACAGCAACUUUUCGGCCUCAUCGGCACCUCAGAGCUGUCCGCUCGACCGGCGCCCUUCUACUCCGUCGGCCUCGACGCCUACACCAAGGCAUCCUCCCCGCUACGCCGAUACACAGACCUCAUCGUGCACUGGCAGAUCCACGCAGCCCUCGUCCACGAGCGCGCGAGCGGCACGGCCCCCGCCGUCGUCGCCUCCACGACCGACGCCGGCGAGCACGUGGACGCCGCCUCUUCAGCCCUGCCUUGGUCCCACGACUCCCUCUCCCGCCUGCUCCCCGCCCUGCAGGCUCGCCAGCGCCAGAUCCGCGAAGUCGACAACCGCGACGGGCCGACGCAGUGGAUCUUCCAGGCCCUCCUCCGCGCGUGGAAGUUUGGCGAGGCACCGCUCCCCGAGCGCUUCGCCUUUGUCGUCGACGCCGUGCUGCCGUUUGGCAUCCGCGGGCGGCUGCGGGACUUUUACGGCAUCGGCGCCGUCGUGCCGCUGGCUAGGCUGGAUGUCGGGACGAAGCUGGCCGAGACGAACGUGGGGGAUGUGCUGACGGUGGAGAUCCGGGAUAUGAAUACGUAUACUACCGAGCUCGAGGUUGAACCUGUCGGGAGAGAGGUCAAGGCUGAAACUGAGGGUGCGGCUGGAGCGUAG
This is a messenger RNA of Verticillium nonalfalfae, 2985 nucleotides long. RefSeq lists its product as uncharacterized. NCBI's taxonomy places the organism in Eukaryota, Fungi, Ascomycota, Sordariomycetes, Glomerellales, Plectosphaerellaceae. Gene Ontology annotation, cellular component: P-body; exosome (RNase complex). Bases 1 to 2985 code for a protein of 994 amino acids. Gene Ontology annotation, biological process: mRNA catabolic process. The record is from RefSeq and is a predicted model, not a curated record. Gene Ontology annotation, molecular function: 3'-5'-RNA exonuclease activity; RNA binding. The transcript has a single exon.